AUUGCCUCGAGCAGCCGGGGUGCGUCCCUCAAUUUUUCCCUUGAAGCGACGUUUAGUUUCCCACUCUAUGGCUUUCGGGAGCGGCCCCAUGGUUCCGGUCGGGGGCCGGAAGUGGACGGCUGGCUGCUGAGCGUUGCCGUGGAAACGCGCCGCGGUUUGCCACCCAGAACGGGGCCCGGUGCGAGCGGAGCCGAUGGAUGGAGCCGGUGGGAGACUCAAAGAUCUGUGACUCCCUGCAGCUGCUGUUGGAGAUUGUAUCAGAGUGACUGACCUAUUUAUCAGUGGGAGCUUUAGAGCUGCCAGUCCUUUGGAACUGAUGGAGCAUCUACUGCAAGGGUCCUGAAAAGCAAUGGCUGCUGCUUCACAUCUGAACAUAGCACCCCCUGAACGGCAAACCUCUUCAGACAUCCCAGAGCCUCCCCUCUGGCAAGCGUUUUCCGUCACCAUGCACGUCACACGGCCGAAAUCGGCAAAGGGGCGCACCAGGUCCAGCUUGAAUUACUCCCAUAGCUUGGAGACCUAUUCCUGUCGAGUUCCGUCAUCCCCUCAGCCCCUGAUACCCUGUGACGAACCUGGGAAUGGCCGGAGGUCGGCCUCCUCCCAGCAGCUGUGCCAACCCGUUCAGGCGUCUCCAGCCGAAAUCCCGGAUCUCCUCCAGCAGGUGCCUGCCCGGACCUCCUCUUCCUUGAAUAAGUACAGGGUGCUCCCGUCCAUCAGUAGAAAGGAUCUGAGGAGAGGCGCAGUGGAAGCGAUGUCCGAACAGGCAAGCCAACUCCGAGUGAGCAACCGACCGAAGGAAGAAGAGCAGGGAUUCAAAGCUCGCCUCCCAGAGAGGAUGCCCGUCUCUGGCAUGACGAUACACGACAGGGGUAGUGGUGAACAUAUAAAAAUGUCACCACCUCCCUUGGAAACAAAGCUGUUGGGUAAAAUGAAAGAAGGAAGUGUCUCAUGGUCAGCCCCAGCUCCAGAAGAGCCCUUUGAGAGAGAGCCCAGGUUGCUCUUGGCCGUCAGGUCUCCUUCGGGUCAAAGGUUUGAACACCACUUCCGACCCACGGACAGCCUCGAGACUGUCCUCGCAGUGGCAGAGCAAAAAACCUCCACCGUAUACAAGCGCUGUAGUAUUGAAACAGUGGAAGUACCUCGGCGGACCUUCCUGGACCUCACCAAGUCCUUGCAAGAGUGUGCGAUCCUCCACAAGUCAGUUCUGUGUAUCUUGCGGCAGGAGCCAGAGGGAGAGCUUUAAGCAGCCAGGGGCUGCUCUCUGUAUUAAAAUACAAUUGGAAGCCAUGGAUCUUCGCCUGAUGUCCACUUCUUCAGCCCCACAGGCACCUCCCUGUGGCCUCGUGGCCAUUUUCCCAGCUGUUCCCUGCAUAUUCAUGGGGGUCCGUUUCUGACGAUCCCCUUUCAAUUCCCUUUUCGUGUGUCCACCUCCCAACUGUUUCCCUCAUGCAUCCUGUGCUAGAAUCAUUAUAAGUGCCUUUAUCUCAACAGACAGCAGCACCGCCUUUCAAGGUCCACCAGUUCUACCCGUUCGUUUCAUAUUUCUGAUUUGUUUGUUGUCCAUAGGAGAAUUAAGUUUCCGCUGGCUCUAGAAGCGAAUCCCUUUCCCUACUCAAGUCUAGAUGAGUGCCUGUAGGAUGGGGAGGCGGACAUCAAGGGUCUAAUCUCAUCAGGACAAAUCCCGCUUAAGCAAAUUGUCAUCCGGUGGCAAAGGCUGUGCAGAACAUUUCAAGCAGCUGUGCCGCGUGCUGCUUUAAAAAAAUGUUAAGUCCCUCUUCAGAGAACGUUCUGGAUUUGGUUGCAAAGACCAAAAAGACUCGCACGCUUUUUUUCUCUGCUUUGAAGAGUAAGCGGCAUUUGCUUUUGCUGGUCACCUAAUCGAGUUUGUUACCGUAUUUUCCGCCAGUCAUUUCUUGCAAGGUUACAGCACAAAUUGGUCUUGGGGGAAUGGGUUAUCCAGUAUAAAUGUACAUUUCAGUGUUUGGCAGCUGGUGUAAAACUUUUUUUUUUUUGAACCAGAGUUAAUUGCAAGUGUGUUAAUUUGGUAUUCUUGUUCUCUAAAUUGAGCCGUUGCCUGUGUACAAACCGCAGCUUUCCCAGAAAGCGACUUUUUCAUUUUUAAAAUCAACCUUUGUAUUUCGCAAAAUGCCAUUUAUAUUCUUGUAAAAACCUAUAUUUGCAUGCGUGUGAGGGGAAGAAUUUAUCCAAAGGCAACUUUUAGGGCUCGGACAGUUCGUCUUAUACGGAAACUUUAUUAACCUGCUGGAUUGCUUGCCAAAUGGGCCUGCUGCCGAGUGUCUGCUUCUCAUGAACCAAUCUCAGCUUUUGCUUCAACAAAAAGGCCAAACUAACCUCUUCAGAUUAGAAAUGGCUUUCACUGCUGCUUCGGUUAAGGCUGCUGGAACAGGCAGCUUCCGUAUAAGCUGUACAGACCCGACAGCUUGACUUUCCUUCCUCCCCAUCUGGCAGAAUCGUUGGCCCUAGCCAGUUCUUAAGAAGAUUGUCGUUUCUUUGACGACAGCUGCCGAGUUCCUAGCCAAACCCCCCCUUUGCAAACUGCCUGCUGUUCUCAGCUAUGAGCGGUGACUGUGUGACCUGGGAAGCAAUGAAUUGAAAAGAGCAGGGAAUGACACGCCUCUUUCCUCUGCCUGUCAGUUCCCUGCAGAGCAGAGUUUUAGGAGCAACCAGAAAGCAAGUUUUGACUGUUCUCGGCUGAAGGAUGUGUUGAGGCUAAGGUGACAGGCAGCAAUGUCCCUUUGGGAACUGAUGCUAGCACAGUCUCGAGGCAAGGCUGAGUUCUGGCAACGGUAUGCAGAGAGUUACACACACACACACACAUAGGGAGGGCUGACCCUUUUCCAGUUCAGGUUAUGCAAGCUAGAGGAAGGGGUGGGAAGCUGCCCGUCUGUCAGUCAUUCCCUCAAAUAGGAAAGCGGCAGCGGCUCACUUGCCUUAAAAGCCAACUUGGGGCCCUUUCGCUCAAGAGAGAGCCAGUCGGACAAACUGCGCCGUGUUCCAGCUCGGGUCAGAACCGGGGCAAGAUGAAAGGCCAUUAUAGCUACAUCCGAGCAAGUCUCAGUUUUCAAAGGCUGUACCGGUUCAGGCUAUCGGGGCAGGGAGAGAGGUGUAGUGACUGCCUCUCCUACAUUAAAUGCCACACACACAGGAGAGCAUGUCAGUGUUAAAAUCAAGCUGAAUCCCUCACAUCGCUGGUUGUGUAGGUUUUCUUGUGUAGGUUUUCAAGAGGUCUCUGAGGUGGCCUAAUUGGAUUCUUGUUGAUGGGACUGUGGAGUCACAGUUCAAACUUUUCCUCACUGAAUGGGGGCAGCGGGGGAAGAUGCUUCACAAUGCGGGGCCAAGCAGUUGACUUUAAGCAUUGCCUUCUUGUUGUUUGUCACCACCCAAGGGGUUGCAAUCUCCCUCUCUGGGUAGAGAGAAGUAACCCAUUCUCAUACCACAGCAAGCAUGUUGGGAGGGAAUGCAGGCGUGACGCACUCUGUGUCCUUUACUGGAACAGUCAAGGGGGAAAGAAUCAAGCUUGAAAACAAUAAAUUAAUGUACAAAAAAGUGUUAUGAUUUUCGGCACUUAAUUAAAAAUGAAACUUGUUGUCUGUAGAGUUAGGCUCAAUAAAGAUAUUUUGGGUGUGA
Molecule: messenger RNA, 3648 nt
Organism: Sphaerodactylus townsendi
Lineage: Eukaryota; Metazoa; Chordata; Lepidosauria; Squamata; Sphaerodactylidae
Gene: UBXN10
Product: UBX domain protein 10
Exons: 3
Coding region: 350-1243 (297 amino acids)
Molecular function (GO): protein binding
Source: RefSeq, a predicted model, not a curated record